Molecule: messenger RNA, 5140 nt
Organism: Topomyia yanbarensis
Lineage: Eukaryota; Metazoa; Arthropoda; Insecta; Diptera; Culicidae
Gene: Snx27
Product: sorting nexin-27
Exons: 5
Coding region: 679-2190 (503 amino acids)
Biological process (GO): intracellular protein transport; signal transduction
Cellular component (GO): early endosome
Molecular function (GO): phosphatidylinositol-3-phosphate binding; protein binding
Source: RefSeq, a predicted model, not a curated record
CAAUCUGUCAUCUACGUUCGAUGGAAUCAGUAGUCGUUUUGUUUCUUCAAUAAAAUUGUUGUCGAUUGUCGCCAGUUCGUGCACGACUACCGCUGGCAGCAUAAAGUGUAAAGUGAAAAAGCAAUCUAGAUAGGAACGGAGCAAUCCGGUUCCUUUGGUGCAUUCCACUGAAUAGUGCAUUUUGCAACUUGUCGAAGGCCAACCUCGCUAAAGUGAUUGCGGGUUCGCCGCGAUGUAGAUCAAAUAUUAAGGCUGCUUACAGAUUCAUUGCUAUUCUGGAAAUCUGUAGUUUUAUGUGUACUCGUGGAGUAAUGUAUGUGUGAAUUUGUCUCAAGUUUUUCGUCCCCGCUGCCUAGCAGUUUGCAGCAUUUUUACGGGUUGUGCUCGAUGUCGGAACGAACCCAGAAAAGGUGAGAGGAGAAAGGAAAAAAGCUCACCAAUCAAUAACGGUGGAGAGUGGAAAAAGUUUUUUUUAUUUCGAGCUCCCCAUUCUAGUGCAAAGUGGAUUCCAGUUCCUGACUUGGGAAUAAAGGUGCAAACGUUGGUGGGGAAGCUCCGGAAGAAGUCAUCCAGCUGGUAGCUGGUGCAGCGCAAAUCGGUUCCGAAAAAGGGCCUUUUUCCGAACGAGUGAGUGCCAUUAGUGUCAGUGUUGGUUCGGUAAGAAGUGGCAAUAGUGCGAUGGCUACCACCGGAGCACGUAACGGAGUGAAGGAAUUAAAUGCCAUCGGACCUCGGGUGGUCACAAUCCACAAAACCGAAACCGGGUUCGGAUUCAACGUCCGCGGUCAGGUCAGCGAAGGCGGUCAGCUGCGAUCGAUCAACGGUGAACUGUACGCCCCGUUGCAGCAUGUCAGCGCCGUCCUGGACAAAGGAGCUGCCGAGCUGGCCGGUAUCAAGAAGGGCGAUCGGAUCCUGGAAGUAAACCAUGUGAAUGUUGAAGGUGCUACACACAAGCAAGUAGUCGAUCUAAUCAAAUCUGGUGGUGAUACCUUGACACUCACCGUUAUAUCUGUGACACAACAGGAAGCUGAGCGCCUCGAACCAACGGAAGACCCGGGCGGAUACUCAUAUAUUGAUUAUUCGGAAAAACGUAGCUUACCGAUCAGCAUUCCUGACUACAACAUAAUCCACCGGGGAAAUGAGCGUUACGUUGUGUUCAAUAUUCACAUGGCGGGACGGCAGCUUUGCUCACGCCGUUACCGCGAGUUUGCCAAUUUGCACCAACUGCUGAAGAAGGAAUUUACUGGCUUCAACUUUCCGAAGUUGCCCGGGAAAUGGCCAUUCCAGCUGAGCGAACAGCAGCUAGAUGCCCGCCGACGGGGUCUCGAACAGUAUCUGGAGAAGGUGUGCGCUGUACGGGUCAUUGCCGAGAGCGACGCGGUACAGGAAUUUCUCACCGAUACGGUAGACGACAUUGCGGCUUCUCCGGUCGAUAUCAAGAUUAUGCUGCCGGAUCAUAACGUUGUGCCGGUAUCGGUGCGCAAAUCGGCCAACGCGCAACUGGUUUGGGAACAAUUAGUACAACGAGCAAGUCUGACAUCUUACACACAGCAAUAUUUCUAUCUGUUUGAGAUCGUUGAGUAUAACUUCGAACGGAAGCUGCAACCGCACGAGAUUCCACACCAGCUGUACGUACAGAAUUAUAGCACCGCAUCCAGCACCUGUUUGUGCGUACGGCGAUGGCUGUUCUCGAUCGAACGAGAAGUGACCCUGCCGACGGGGGAACAAGCUGCCAAGUAUAUAUUUUUUCAGGCCGUCGACGAGGUUAAUCGGGGUAACAUUCGCGCCGAUGGACGACUGUACGAGCUAAAGGCUCUGCAGAAUUCGAAAAAAGCAGACGAUUAUCUAUCGCUGGCGAGGACAUUGCCCGGUUACGGUGACAUCGUGUUCCCGCAUUGCGCCUCUGAUAGUCGCAAGGAGGGGCACGUGGUACCGGCGGUCGGUGCGAAAAGUUUCCGGCUGCACGCCUGCCGCGAAGAUGGCGCCUUGGAAUCACAAACCGUCGAGCUGCAGUGGGCGACCAUCUCGCGCUGGGAGAGCGACGAGGAAUCGAUGGCAUUCUGCUUCCAGUACAGUAGAUCUGACAAGCAACCACGAUGGGUGAAGGUGUUCACUCCAUAUCACGCGUUUCUAGCGGAUUGCUUUGAUAGGAUAAUGGAAGAACGCUCCUGGGAUGACACUGGGGAGUAAUCCACCAACUGCGAGCCUUUGCCUCUAUCAUUGCAGACCGGCGACGUGAUGGAGGCUGAGUAGCAAUUAGACAAAUUUAAUCUCCUAACAUAAUUUAUUCGUAACGAAGGCACAGUAAAAAGUCGUUUGUUAGCGAGAGCUACACGAGCACGAGCGCAAUGACUUUACAGUAUUGAUUAUGCCUGACUUGAAAGGAUUAGAGAUUUUUUCUAUGGACGUAAUAUUGUAAACGAAAACAACGUUUUGCUAAAGCAUUUUUUCGUUAAAGUUCUUACACACACUCGAUGUAAUUGUGGUCAAAGUAUUAUGAACAUUCUUCUUAAUUUUGUGCAUUAAACUGUGACGAUAUAUUGUGGUACUUUCAGCAGUAUUCAUUUUUCCUUUUAGGUGAGGUGGUUGACGGGGCUUUUUGAUAGCAAAAUCGUAUGUCAGAAAUAGUUCGCUUACUUCCUAUUGUGAGCUUUGGAAAUAUGCCAAUCUCUUAAUUGUAUUUAAUGUUUCGAGGCGUGGAGCAAAAACUACAACAAUUAAUUUAAACUGAAUGUUACAUGUACAGUUUUGGUAAAAUAUUGAUAUGGCGCUGGAAAAGCUCACAAUUAGGUGAAUUUGAAGGAAUUGUAGGCGGAAUACAAAACAACCAUAUUUUAGAUUGCGAUAUAUACUCAUAUUCGUGUGAGAUAUGAAAUUUAGCAUUAGAGUGAAUUUUCAAAUACUGAAUGCGCCGAUUGUGCAUUAGAUUCGACUGGCAAGUUCGUUCUCAACUCUUUGAGAAGAUUCUCGAAUAAUUUUUUGAACAUCUUCCAUCGCUCCCGUAAUGGAAUGAAAAUAUUUUAGUCGUACAGAACUUUCAUUUAUGAUUUAGUAGUACAAACAUCUUUUUGUCUGGUCCUUUGUGAGAAAUGAAUGUAACGGAUACCGUCUGACGGUUUCUCCACAAAUACUCGAUGGCACGAGGUCAAUUAUCUCGACCGAACGCGUCCCAACGUUGGUUGAUUGGUUGGUUUGUUCCCGUAACACACAAGCUUGGCAGCUUGUGUGAAUUUCAGCAUAGUGACUGGAAAAUCACACUAAAGUGGAUAUUUUCAUCUUCUAGCGGUGUGAUUCUCUGCCAUUGUUCGAAUUACGUUUGCUCCACCAUGUCAACAAAGAUUUUCUUCUAGGAAACUAUUGGCUGCACACUUCCGUGUUCUCCAGUUAUCACUAAAUGGUUUCCGGAACCGUAGUGCUGAACUCCAACUUCAACACCAGUUGAUUCUAUUUCUAAUCGUGAUAACCCUUUACAGUUAAAACACUCGUUACAUGAUCUUACACAGUAAUCUUAGUAUUUUUACACAUUAAUUUAAAAAUUCAACGCUUUAAACUAUAGUGUCAAUGCUUGAAACCACCUCACUGUUAAGCGACUAUUGACUGAAUUUAUCCGAUCACAAGCGUUACGUUGAAAAUAGAAUUGCGUCCACACUAAUAAAAUAUAUGUAUGUGAUUUAAUUAAUCAAAAAAGUAUCCAUAUUAUUUUAAUUAUGAUUCAUGUGAUUAUUAGCUUGUAUGUAAGAUAAUUUUACCGCUAAGUUUUCGUUCUCAAAGGAAACACUAUCCGUUCACUACGUAUGGUACUUACUCACUCAGCUCGUUCAAAAGCACCCAUUUUGUAACAAAGCAGAUCAUAUCGCUUCAUAAAUAGGAUAGUUUGAAGUGAAGUUUUUUGGGUCUGUGGCAAGUGAUGUAUAUCGUAGGGUAACAACACACAUUCACUUCCCCAGCGUUUGUCUAUGACUGUAUUCUAAUAGUAGGGUUUUAUUUGGGAAAUGUCCCCCAUGGUAGGUACGUAUGGUAUUAUAGCUAAUGGCUAUGCUCUAUUAUUGCAUUUAGUUGAAAUUAAAAACAAGAAAUCAUAGCUUGCAGGGGACAGGGUGGUUGUUUUUCGUAGUUGAAGCGUCUGUAUAGCAAACGGAAACUAGAAGAAAUAAAAGCAAACAAUUCUUCGAAGUUUUUACAUUCCAUCUGUAUCAAAACUAUGAAGCAGUCGUUAGAUUUCCUUGAUUUGCGUAGUCAUAGUAAUAUGUUGUAAAAAUUGAAUAUCCGAAAAAUCUUGAUUGCUGUUAUGAAUGAAUCUUAAGGAAUAUAUAGAAAUGUGAUAAACACAAAUGCGUAUUACAUAAGUGGUAGUUUUUGGAGUUGAACCGUGUCUAAAUUAAGCAGCCGUUCAAAAAAAAAAACAAGUAUCCGAUUUCACCCAUAAAUAAGUUCAUUUUGGCAAAACUAGUCGAUCAGAUGUACCAUUUCUGUAUAUUUCUAGUUUUGCGAUUUAUUUUGUGAAAACGAAUGGGUGAUUGUUGGAACUUGCAGAAUCUACAGCAUUGUUUUGUAAAUAUUGUUUUAAAACCGAUCAUAUGUCUCUAAUAUACAGGAUAUUAAUCCCUCUAAUGUUAAGAAACAGAUUUCAAUUAAAACAAAACUGAAGAAUCCUGACCCUGUUAUUAACUACAAUUAUAUCAUCCCAUUUCACGAGCCCAGAGAAAAAAAACUAGAGAAUGCAGAUUUGUGAAAACUUAGAUUUAACGAAAUGUGUUAGCGGUAUAACAACUAAAAAGAAAAAGAUCUUUAUAGAAUUUGAAUAAUGAUAAAGUAUCCAGUUGAUAUCAAUACAAGAUAGUUUAGUUAAAAAACCAACUCGAACAGACGUAAAUCUAACAUACACAUAUUCCUGGCUGACCUAAAUAAUUGCGGGAACUAGUUUGAAAGCUAACAGAUUAGGUAAACCAAUUGCCAGCAAUCAAACAGCUGCGAAAGUAAUUUGUAGAGGUUAGAGAACACAACACGAUAUAAGAAUCAUAUUCAAUAAACAUGCUAUCACUUAUGAUUUAUAAUUUAUCUGCACUGCAACGAGUUGAUUGUGGAACAGAAAAAUACUACUAUCACAUUACAAAUGAAGAACGAUCGCAGUCGAAUGAUA